Messenger RNA from Schizosaccharomyces japonicus yFS275, 1843 nucleotides. Its product is annotated as BAR adaptor protein. The record is from RefSeq and is a predicted model, not a curated record. Lineage: Eukaryota; Fungi; Ascomycota; Schizosaccharomycetes; Schizosaccharomycetales; Schizosaccharomycetaceae. Bases 472 to 1728 code for a protein of 418 amino acids. Gene Ontology annotation, cellular component: cytoplasm. The transcript has 9 exons.
GGUAUUUGAAGAGGGGACGCGACCUAAGGGUAGCGUUAGGACGUUUUAAGCACAAAGCGCAGGAGCCAACAAAUGACAAAAAAAAUGGUAAAAAUAGUUCAAAGUCUCAUUUACUAUACUUUAUUUACUAUUACAGGAAUUUAAUAUAGUUGUUUUUAUUGAGAGUUUCAAUAUUCAAAGAAACUCUUGUUCCGAGGGCCUACAGAGGUAAAAUACGAUACAUUAGUAACAGUUCAUUGCGCUAGAAAAGAAACAAAGACAAUAAUAGUAAUUCAAACGAACAUACAUAGAGAACAAACAGACCGGCUCUUCUUGCGUAAGCCGUUUUGUAAACAAAUGGCUCAAACUCAUAUGUCAUACAUGAAAGUGUAAACAAACUUUCAAUAUAAAUACCCUUAACAAAGUCUUCUUUCAGCUCCAUAGUUAAUACCUUUCUCCGGGCAACAAAGCUGAAGCAGAACUCGUUUUAAGAUGGUUUCGAAAUUCUUUACAAGGACUACUGAUAAGAUUGGAAAAGAGCAAACACAGCUUCCAGAAGAGUUCCUCAAACUUGAAGAAGAGAUCUACCUGCGGCAUGAGGGACUUAGUCGGCUUUACCAAGCAGGAAAUUGCUGGGCAGAAGCACUGAACCGAAAAGUAGAUGGAGACAACAAGAACAAAUGCCUUCCCAUUGAAAAUUUGGGACAAGUGAUGACCAAUCACGGUGGUGAACUUCCUCAGGAUUCCGAAUAUGCUGCUGCACUUUUCCAGUUCGGACAAGCCUUGCAGAAAAUUGGCCAACAUCAGAACUUCUUUGCAAAUAGGUUGUCAACUUGCUACCUAGAUGUUAUUGAAAGAUAUCUGGUCCAAAUGAAGGACUUUCACACUGCACGCAAAAAGCUAGAAAAUCGCAGAACCACUUAUGAUUCAUUGUUACACAAAUCCAUGAAAGCCAAGAAAGAAGACCCGAGAUUGGAAGAGGACUUGCGAUUUGCUUCUUACAAAUUCCAAGAGUCCUCCGAAGAUGUGCACAAGAGAAUGAAAGCACUCAAAUCUGCCGAUUCUUCACAAUACGAUGACUUAUUGCUUCUUCUCCAACACCAAAUUGACUACUUUCAGGAAAGCCUUAAAGUCCUCCAGCAGUUGCACCAGCUCGUCACGCAAUCGAACAAGGAAGAAGAUAUUACUAUCGAGGAGGUACAAGACGAUAAACUCUACUCCGAUCCCAUUCGAAUGGGCACCGUACUGAAAGAUGUGAAGCCAGCAGAGGCACUUGUCGCAUUGGUAGUACAGAAUGAAGAGGCCCCAAAACAAACUAUAGUACGUGCAAAGUACACCUUUUUGAGGAGAACCGAUGAAGAAUUACAGCUUGAAACUGGUGAACUAGCACGAGUUACCAAAGAAAUUAACAAGGACUGGUUGUACGGAGAGAAAAUCAACAACCUUUUACUUCCUACCGGUCAAGUCGGAAUGUUCCCCGCUAACUACUGCGAAGUUGUUUCAGCGGGAUUCAGCAAUUUCGUCAACACUCCUUGUAGACAGAAGACCGUUAGAAGAAUCAUGAGUGACACACAGCAAACAUUCGAUCGCCAGAAUGCACAUAUCAGCCCAAUUGCUUCUCCCUAUUCGGCUUCUUCAGUUGCGACUUUCACUUCUCCGAAAUCAUCAUCUUCUGGAAGACCAAAUGCGUUGAAGGUUAAGAAGCCUCUCCCCCAGCUACCAAAGAGAGUUUCCGACCUCGCUAAUUAGCGCCUUUGCAAAGGCGUUUUCAACAACAGCAGAGGAACAGUCUCAUGCUUUUAUAAUUAUUUCAUGUGUCUAGCACUUGCUUAAUAGCCAUUAAUCAUUCAUAUUACAUAACGUG